CUCGAAAGGGGCCGGGUUUCCUUCUCCUGAAGGCAGAUGUUGCCUCUCGCGCGCUCCGAUUGGUUCAGUUCACUCUAGAAACACUGCUACCGGGGAGAAACUGGACCCCAGGGUCGGGAGCGAAUUCCAGCCUCCAGGGCGGAUAAGCGAGGCAUUGGUGUGAGAGAGACUUUACCCCGCCGUGGUGGGCGGAGGGCGCGCAGUGGAGCAGCAGCAUAGGCGCGGGUCCCGGGAGGCCGACUCCGCUCGCGCUAAGAUGUGGAAUCUCCUGCACGAAACCGACACGGCUGUGGCCACCGCGCGCCGCCCGCGCUGGCUGUGCGCUGGGGCACUGGUGCUGGCGAGUGGCUUCUUUCUCCUCGGCUUCCUCUUCGGAUGGUUUAUAAAAUCCUCCAGUGAAGCUACUAACAUUACUCCAAAGCAUAAUAUGAAAGCAUUUUUGGAUGAACUGAAAGCUGAGAACAUCAAGAAGUUCUUACAUAAUUUUACACAGAUACCACAUUUAGCAGGAACAGAACAAAACUUUCAACUUGCAAAGCAAAUUCAAUCCCAGUGGAAAGAAUUUGGCCUGGAUUCUGUUGAGCUAACUCAUUAUGAUGUCCUGUUGUCCUACCCAAAUAAGACUCAUCCCAACUACAUCUCAAUAAUUAAUGAAGAUGGAAAUGAGAUUUUCAACACAUCAUUAUUUGAACCACCUCCUGCAGGAUAUGAAAAUGUUUCGGAUAUUGUACCACCUUUCAGUGCUUUCUCUCCUCAAGGAAUGCCAGAGGGCGAUCUAGUGUAUGUUAACUAUGCACGAACUGAAGACUUCUUUAAAUUGGAACGGGACAUGAAAAUCAAUUGCUCUGGGAAAAUUGUAAUUGCCAGAUAUGGGAAAGUUUUCAGAGGAAAUAAGGUUAAAAAUGCCCAGCUGGCAGGGGCCAAAGGAGUCAUUCUCUACUCAGACCCUGCUGACUACUUUGCUCCUGGGGUAAAGUCUUAUCCAGAUGGUUGGAAUCUUCCUGGAGGUGGUGUCCAGCGUGGAAAUAUCCUAAAUCUGAAUGGUGCAGGAGACCCUCUCACACCAGGUUACCCAGCAAAUGAAUAUGCUUAUAGGCGUGGAAUUGCAGAGGCUGUUGGUCUUCCAAGUAUUCCCGUUCAUCCAAUUGGAUACUAUGAUGCACAGAAGCUCCUAGAAAAAAUGGGUGGCUCAGCAUCACCAGAUAGCAGCUGGAGAGGAAGUCUCAAAGUGCCCUACAAUGUUGGACCUGGCUUUACUGGAAACUUUUCUACACAAAAAGUCAAGAUGCACAUCCACUCUACCAGUGAAGUGACAAGAAUUUACAAUGUGAUAGGUACUCUCAGAGGAGCAGUGGAACCAGACAGAUACGUCAUUCUGGGAGGUCACCGGGACUCAUGGGUGUUUGGCGGUAUUGACCCUCAGAGUGGAGCAGCUGUUGUUCAUGAAAUUGUGAGGAGCUUUGGAACGCUGAAAAAGGAAGGGUGGAGACCUAGAAGAACAAUUUUGUUUGCAAGCUGGGAUGCAGAAGAAUUUGGUCUUCUUGGUUCUACUGAAUGGGCAGAGGAGAAUUCAAGACUCCUUCAAGAGCGUGGCGUGGCUUAUAUUAAUGCUGAUUCGUCUAUAGAAGGAAACUACACUCUGAGAGUUGAUUGUACACCACUGAUGUACAGCUUGGUAUACAACCUAACAAAAGAGCUGGAAAGCCCUGAUGAAGGCUUUGAAGGCAAAUCUCUUUAUGAAAGUUGGACUAAAAAAAGUCCUCCCCCCGAGUUCAGUGGCAUGCCCAGGAUAAGCAAAUUGGGAUCUGGAAAUGAUUUUGAGGUGUUCUUCCAACGGCUUGGAAUUGCCUCAGGCAGAGCACGGUAUACUAAAAAUUGGGAAACAAACAAAUUCAGCAGCUAUCCACUGUAUCACAGUGUCUAUGAAACAUAUGAGUUGGUGGAAAAGUUUUAUGAUCCACUGUUUAAAUAUCACCUCACUGUGGCCCAGGUUCGAGGAGGGAUGGUGUUUGAACUAGCCAAUUCCGUAGUGCUCCCUUUUGAUUGUCGAGAUUAUGCUAUAGUUUUAAGAAAGUAUGCUGACAAAAUCUACAAUAUUUCUAUGAAACAUCCACAGGAAAUGAAGACAUACAGUGUAUCAUUUGAUUCACUUUUUUCUGCAGUAAAGAAUUUUACAGAAAUUGCUUCCAAGUUCAGUGAGAGACUCCAGGACUUUGACAAAAGCAACCCAAUAUUGUUAAGAAUGAUGAAUGAUCAACUCAUGUUUCUGGAAAGAGCAUUUAUUGAUCCAUUAGGGUUACCAGACAGACCUUUUUAUAGGCAUGUCAUCUAUGCUCCAAGCAGUCACAACAAGUAUGCAGGGGAGUCAUUCCCAGGAAUUUAUGAUGCUCUGUUUGAUAUUGAAAGCAAAGUGGACCCUUCCCAGGCCUGGGGAGAAGUGAAGAGACAAAUUUCUAUUGCAGCCUUCACAGUGCAAGCAGCUGCAGAGACUUUGAGAGAAGUGGCCUAAGAGGAUUCUUUAGAGAAUCCAUAUUGAAUUUGUGUGGUAUGUCAUUCAGAAAGAAUCAGAAUGGGUAUAUUCAUAAAUUUUAAAAUUGGUAUAUUUGAAAUAAAGUUGAAUAUUAUAUAUA
This is a messenger RNA of Cercocebus atys (sooty mangabey), 2630 nucleotides long. RefSeq names its product folate hydrolase 1B (gene FOLH1B). The record is from RefSeq and is a predicted model, not a curated record. The transcript has 19 exons. NCBI's taxonomy places the organism in Eukaryota, Metazoa, Chordata, Mammalia, Primates, Cercopithecidae. Bases 257 to 2509 code for a protein of 750 amino acids. Gene Ontology annotation, molecular function: carboxypeptidase activity.